AUGGCGACAGAGUUUGACGAUGUACUGACGAAUCAGCCAGUCGUUAUCGACAAUGGGUCAGGCACGAUUAAGGCUGGGUUUGCUGGUCAAGAUACGCCCAAAUGCUUCUUCCCAAACUGUGUCGGACGACCGAAACACACACGCGCUAUGGCUGGUGCCGUCGAAGGCGAUCGGUUUAUUGGUCGCAAGGCACAAGAACUUCGUGGACUCUUGCGUAUGCGAUAUCCGAUGCAGCAUGGCAUUGUCGAAGACUGGGAGGAUAUGGAGAUGAUAUGGAAUCACGUAUACGCUGAUGAGCUUAAGACAUUGUCGGAAGAGCAUCCUGUGCUACUGACAGAAGCGCCACACAAUCCGCGCUCUAAUCGAGAGACAGCUGCGCAGAUUUUUUUCGAGACAUUCAAUGUGCCGGCAAUGUACGUCAGCAUGCAAGCCAUCCUAGGUCUGUACUCUUCGGGAAGAACCACAGGUGUGGUAUUAGACUCAGGUGAUGGUGUCACACAUGCUGUCCCUGUGUAUGAGGGUUUCGCUAUGCCACAUGCCAUUCGCCGGAUCGACGUGGCCGGCCGCGAUGUCACGGAACAUUUGCAAUACCUGCUUCGUCGAUCCGGAUACUACCUUCACACAUCUGCUGAGAAAGAGAUCGUACGUGCUAUAAAAGAGAAAUGCUGUCAGCUGGCUGUCCCGGGCCAAGAUGAUGUCCAUCAGCACCACCACCGGCAACCGCAACACGACCACCACCAGCAUGAACAUACAGACAGCGAGCGCCUGGUAGAAUUCACUUUGCCAGACGGUAAUAUUGUCAAAUUAGGCCACGAGCGCUACCGUGCACCGGAGACCCUCUUUCAUCCCGAGCUUAUUGGGCGGGAGGAUGUCGGCACUCAUCAAGUGCUGAUGGAUGCCAUAGGACGUGCGGAUUUGGACCUUCGGCGGCAUCUCUAUGGCAACAUUGUACUGAGUGGAGGAGCCACUUUGACACGUGGAUUCGGCGAGCGAUUGCUGACGGAAAUCAAGCAGCUUGCGCCCCCCGAUACGAAGAUCAAGAUCUCGGCACCACCUGAACGCAAGUAUUCCACGUGGAUUGGCGGCAGCAUAUUUGCUGGUCUAAGUACUUUCCGGAAGAUGUGGAUAUCGGCAGACGCAUAUCACGAGGAUCCUUGCAUAGUCCAUCGCACGUUUUAG
Molecule: messenger RNA, 1179 nt
Organism: Malassezia globosa CBS 7966
Lineage: Eukaryota; Fungi; Basidiomycota; Malasseziomycetes; Malasseziales; Malasseziaceae
Exons: 3
Coding region: 1-1179 (392 amino acids)
Source: RefSeq, a predicted model, not a curated record